GACGCGUUCGUGGAUGCCGAUGGUCCGGACGACCGUAACGGAGUCGGGGCUACAACGGAUUGGGUCGACGUGAGGCGGCGUCGAGUUCGACGUGAGGCGAGAAAUGUAGCUCGUGGUACGGCCGCGCCCGGUUCGACGUCAUUGGAGGCGUCCGAACGUAAAAGUUACUUGCAUAUCUAUUAUUUAAAAAAAGGUACUACAGUCGAACAAAUUAUAAAACAUUUGUUAUGUAUUUGCCCAAAUGAUAAAUGUUUGGUGGAACAAUUGAAUUCGCGUGGUGACUAUGCAUCCUUUAAGUUGACAGUUCCCACAAAAAAUUUGGACACUUAUAUGUCGCCUAUUCAUUGGGCGGAGGAUGUGCACAUAAAACCAUGGCGUAGUGGAUUUCGCAACCGUAAAACGACACAAAACCCCUAAAUUAAAAACUAUUUGUAUGUUUUAUCAAAACGUGCGUGGUUUGCGCUCAAAAUUAGAUGUAUGUAAGAAUUCUAUAUUAAGUGAACAAUACGAUGUUUAUGCUUUAACUGAAACAUUUUUAAAUAGUAGUGUGUGUGACUCAGAGUUGUUUCCUAACGAUUAUGUUGUAUUGCGUAAAGAUCGGUGUAAUGAUUCAGGUUGGGGUGGUGUAUUGUUAGCUAUUCGAAAUUGUUAUGAUAUAAAAAAUAUUUGUAUUAAAAAUUACUUAAGUAGUUGUACUGAUUGUCUCGAAAUUACAGUAGCCACGGUCAAACGUAUUGAGGAUUGUCAGGCAUUACAAAACGAUAUAAAUAGCGUCUGCGAAUGGAGUAAAAUGAACCGUUUAGAUCUUAAUGAGGCAAAAUGUAAAGUAAUGACUUUUACUAGGAGUAAGUCUCCACAUCUCUAUGGCUAUAAAGUUUCGGAUAGGAUUGUAGCUAGAGAGAAUUCGAUUCGUGAUUUAGGCGUAUUAUUCGAUCGUACCUUAAGUUUUAAUGACCACAUAAUUGACUUAUGCCAGAAUGCAUAUAAAGCCCUUGGAUUUAUUUUUAGGCAGACUGCUCGUUUUAAUGACAAAACUGUUAUCAUUAGCCUUUAUUAUGCAUUUGUACGUAGUAAGCUCGAAUAUAACACUAUCGUGUGGAGCCCACAUGAAAAAAAUUACAAGUUAAUGAUUGAGAAAAUUCAACGUAAGUUCUCAAGAUGCCUUUUCCAGAAGAUGUAUGGAUAUUAUCCCUACUUAUAUCCAUCCUUGUACGUAACGGGGAUGGUUGGAAUGGAUACACUGGAACUACGACGCGAGCGCGCGCUUAUGGUUCAUUAUUAUCUGCUGUUAAAUAACAAAAUUGACAAUCCCGUGGCACUGGGGGCCUGUGGUGUGUGGGCACCGAGCUGCUCCGUGCAGUGGCGCUCGCGUCCGCUGUUCGCGGAGAGCCUGCUCCGGACGCGAGCCGCUUGGAGUGCACCCACCCAUCAUGCACUCAAUUUGUUAAAUAAAUUUUUACGUGCUAAAUCUGAAGUUGACCUAUUUAAUGUUAAUAUUGUAUCGUUUGUCUCUAAUUGUACCUUAUUUUUAAGUCAGACUUUCUAAUAAUUGUUAUCUUUGUGCGUUUUGGUAUGUUUUGUACUGUAAGUCAAAGAUGUAUAAAUGAAUGAAUAAAUAAAUAAAUAAAUAA
Messenger RNA from Colias croceus (clouded yellow), 1631 nucleotides. RefSeq lists its product as uncharacterized. The record is from RefSeq and is a predicted model, not a curated record. The transcript is spliced from 2 exons. Bases 434 to 1546 code for a protein of 370 amino acids. Lineage: Eukaryota; Metazoa; Arthropoda; Insecta; Lepidoptera; Pieridae.